Molecule: messenger RNA, 1191 nt
Organism: Cyphellophora europaea CBS 101466
Lineage: Eukaryota; Fungi; Ascomycota; Eurotiomycetes; Chaetothyriales; Cyphellophoraceae
Product: arsenical-resistance protein
Exons: 4
Coding region: 1-1191 (396 amino acids)
Biological process (GO): arsenite transport; antimonite transmembrane transport
Cellular component (GO): plasma membrane
Molecular function (GO): arsenite transmembrane transporter activity; antimonite transmembrane transporter activity; antiporter activity
Source: RefSeq, a predicted model, not a curated record
AUGCCUCACGAAGUCGCCCCCCUAAGCUUACAGUCGCUUGCCGCACCUUUGGCGUCGGGGACCACCAAUAGUACCCACGAUCCCGAAUCCGAAAAACAACUCUCUGUCCAACCGGAAGCUGAGCAAAGUACCAUAGAGAACCCAGACAAAAAGAAGACGUCGAUCUAUGCUGGUCUCGGCUGGCUAGAUCGCCUACUCGUGCUUUGGAUUCUGCUCGCGAUUGUAAUAGGCAUCUUGCUAGGAAAUUUUAUCGACAGUGUCGGCCCUGCUCUGCAGAGGGGAAAGUUUGUCGAUGUUUCCGUUCCGAUCGCGGUGGGGCUCCUCCUCAUGAUGUAUCCCAUACUGUGCAAGGUCCAGUACGAGACGUUGCAUCAGGUCUUCGCCCAUCGGGUGAUCUGGGUACAGCUAGGAUUCAGCAUCAUUGUGAACUGGAUUAUUGCUCCCUUAUUGAUGCUCGGUCUUGCUUGGGCGUUUCUGCCUGACAAGUCUGGCCUCAGAAACGGACUCAUAUUUGUCGGCCUGGCUCGCUGCAUUGCAAUGGUGUUGAUUUGGACAGGAUUGGCUGGUGGAGACCAGCAGUACUGUGCCAUAUUGGUCGCUGUCAACUCUCUCCUGCAAAUGGUACUCUACGCGCCACUGGCCAUUCUCUUUGUCAAUAUCAUUAGCCAUGGAGGUGGCAGCGCGGUCUCAUAUGCCAUCGUUGCGCGCAGCGUGGGCGUCUUUCUUGGCAUUCCUCUGGGCGCUGCCAUCAUCACGCGACUCUCUCUUCGUGCAAUCAACUCGCGAUGGUACGAACAAACCUUCAUCAAGUGGAUUUCGCCGUGGUCACUCAUUGGAUUGCUCUACACCAUUCUGGUCCUGUUCGCAUCGCAAGGCAAACAGGUCGUCCACCAAAUCGUCUCUGUCCUCAGAGUGGCCGCUCCUCUGUUCUGCUAUUUCGUCAUCAUUUUCUUCAUUACACUGCUGAUCACAAAACGGCUGGGAUUUGGUUACAAGUUAGCAGCUACUCAAAGCUUCACCGCUGCCAGCAACAAUUUUGAGCUGGCGAUUGCCGUCGCCGUUGCCACAUUUGGGGUAGAUAGUGACGAGGCCCUCGCAAGCACAGUUGGCCCGUUGAUUGAAGUACCUGUCCUUGUACUUCUUGUAUAUGUUGUCAAGUGGGUGGCAGGGCGUUGGGGUUGGAAAGAUUGA